AUGACUGCCCAAGCUUAUCUCGAGCGAUAUAAACAGUUGACUUCAAUAGAAGACAUAAAAAAUAAUCUGAUUGAGGAACUGCUGCAACGUGUGACGGAGCUUGAGGAUGCAUAUCAACAAGAGCGGCUGGAUCAUGAGCGCGAGACGCGCUUUAAUCGGGACAUUCAGCUCCAUGAAAUGGAGUUAAUGGAUCAGAUAUCAAGAAUUAAAACUAUUAUGGACCGGGAACCCUUCAUAGUCGUGCUUCUCGAUGGUGGUGGAAUCAUCUUUAAGGACGAAUAUUUGCAACAAGGAGAACAAGGUGGACAGAAUGCGGCGAAGAAGCUCCAUUCGGCCUUACAGGACUACGUCUCCGGCAAUUUCCCGACUAUCAACUCUCCGAAGGUAAUCACAAAGAUGUAUGUCAAUGUGAAGGGGUUAAGCGACCUCUGCGUCCGUGGCGGCGUCACGACCGAGCCUUCCUUGAUCGAAGAUUUUGUCCGGGGCUUCAAUGCUAGUUAUCCUCUCUUUGAUUUAGUCGAUAUCGGGGCUGGGAAAGAGAGCGCUCAUGAUAAAAUCGGAGAGGCUUUCAGACUAAAUUUAUACAACUGCCAUUGCCACCAGAUAUUCCUGGGCUGCUCGCAGGACAGUGCUUAUGCUCAAAUUUUGGAAGACACACUGGCCGAUGGAGACCUCAUAGGCCGAGUUUCUCUGAUUGAGGGCCUCCCAUUUGCAAGCGACCUGGACUUAAUAAAAGCAUCGUACAGAGUCACUAAGAUCUCGGAUCUUUUCCGAGAUACGAAGAUAUCUGUAUGGGCGCCUUGGAAAGCUGCGGUGGCUAGCAAACCUCGCGCUCUCCUCACUCCGUCGCCCGUCCAGCAUGUAACUCUCUCUCGAACGUCGACCAAUACCACGACAACCAGUAACAGCGUACCCAUAUAUACCUCAUCCACAAAUACACCUAACUCCGAGGAGUUUCAGGUUGUGCGAUCGAAAUCAUCCAUCCCACCACCCCCCAAAAUCGUGGAACGAAACAAGUACGGCCAGCGUGUAGACCGUCUUGACUUUAAGACCAUCCCUCGGGAUGAGGUAAACCGCAUUAAAAAACUGAAAUUGUGCAAUUUUUACUAUUUACAAGGCGAAUGCCUAAUGACAACUGCCAUCACGAUCAUUCGCGGAAAUUGA
Molecule: messenger RNA, 1164 nt
Organism: Aspergillus bombycis
Lineage: Eukaryota; Fungi; Ascomycota; Eurotiomycetes; Eurotiales; Aspergillaceae
Product: CCCH zinc finger protein
Exons: 4
Coding region: 1-1164 (387 amino acids)
Source: RefSeq, a predicted model, not a curated record